Vigna unguiculata (cowpea) is the source of this 1275-nucleotide messenger RNA. Its product is annotated as tropinone reductase-like. Gene Ontology annotation, molecular function: oxidoreductase activity. Lineage: Eukaryota; Viridiplantae; Streptophyta; Magnoliopsida; Fabales; Fabaceae. The record is from RefSeq and is a predicted model, not a curated record.
UGUAACUUACUUUCAAAUAAUUGAACAAUCGGCUACUCGGAUAACCAAUGAUGUUAACCGGCCUUCACUUUAUGCUUACAGAAAGAACUAAGUUGUGAUUAUAAAUACCGAAAACGCACUCAGAUUCAUGCAGCAAAUUCAUCAUAUCAUAUCAUCUUCUUCAUUGAACAGAUAAAAAAGAUGGGUGAGAGAAACAGUGGAAGCAAAAGCAGUAAGUGGUGUUUGCAGGGAAUGACAGCACUGGUCACCGGUGGAUCCAAAGGAAUCGGAUAUGCUAUUGUGGAGGAGUUGGCACAGCUUGGGGCCACUGUGCACACUUGUUCUCGGAACGAAGCUGAACUCAAUGAAUCCUUGAAGGAAUGGACUACAAAAGGGUACCGAGUAACCGGUUCGGUCUGUGACGUGGCCUCUCGUGUAGAAAGAGAAGAACUCAUAGCUCGAGUCUCAUCUCAGUUCAAUGGAAAACUCAAUAUCCUUGUAAACAACGUGGGAACAAACAUACAGAAACAGACCCUGGAUUUCACAGCAGAAGAUUUCGCAUUUCUGAUGAAUACGAAUCUUGAAUCUGGUUUCCACUUAAGCCAACUUGCAUAUCCUCUCCUAAAAGCUUCAGAAGCUGCAAGUAUCAUUUUCAUAUCCGCGGUUGCUAGUUUUGUAGCUACAAAUAUAGUAUCGGUUGUAUAUAGUGCAACAAAAGGAGCAAUGAACCAAGUGACAAAAAAUUUGGCAUGUGAAUGGGCGAAAGACAACAUAAGGACCAAUUGUGUUGCACCAGGGCCAAUUAGAACUCCUCUCGGGGACAAGCACUUUAAAGAGGAAACACUUAUGAAUGCUGUAGUUUCUCAAACCCCUCUGGCACGGAUUGGAGAGGCAGAGGAGGUGUCUUCGUUGGUGGCAUUUCUGUGCUCGCCUGCAGCCUCCUACAUCACAGGACAGAUCAUUUGUGUUGAUGGCGGCUACGCUGUGAAGGGCCUCCAUGUUUGAGUUCAGAUUUUUUACUGAUUGGUGUUGUGUUUGUUGAACAUUAAAAAUAUACUACAGUACUUUAAAAACUUUUUAGUAUAUUUUAGAACUUUAAAAUCAGUGAUCAUCCUCUUAUAUUUAAAGGCACAGCAGAAUAUCUACACCAAAAAAAUCCACCAAAGAAUCUUAAUUCCUCCAUAUCUAGCCUUGUUUCCACCAUUUCUGUGCUAUGUCAGUUACACUCUCAUUGUACUGGUUUUUGUGUUUUGUUACGAGUAAUUUAAAUGAGUGUACUUUCCUAGGUUCUGUUUA